Molecule: messenger RNA, 1437 nt
Organism: Botrytis deweyae
Lineage: Eukaryota; Fungi; Ascomycota; Leotiomycetes; Helotiales; Sclerotiniaceae
Exons: 2
Coding region: 209-970 (253 amino acids)
Source: RefSeq, a predicted model, not a curated record
AGUUUCAUGCCAGCCUGAGAGUUUGUACGAAGGAGUUCUUUGCACUUGUCUGUAUUUGGCCGAGGCUUAUGGAUGGAUGUAUAUCUACCUCAUGCAAUUCUUGACUUGUAAUUUCCAAUCCAGUUUGUAUCAUUUUUGUACCACCACGAUAGUGUCGUUAGCCACUCUACGACACCCAACCACAGCCUCAUCUUCAUCAAUCUAAACUAUGUUCAGUAAACUCACCACCAAGAUUGCCCUUCGAAAAGCAGGUCUCCCGUCAAACACUCUCUCCAACUUUUCAAUCACAAAUCUCGAUAAUGGCGACCAGAAAUCCAUCAAUCCUAAGUCUGGAAACAGCAAUGCCACAUGGGGAGACACUUUCUCAAACAUGACUUCAGAGGUCAAUGUCCCAAAGAGUUGGAAAUCAUGGGGAAAUCCACCACCGGCAAUAGUAGAAGUUGCCCCUGCACCGAUAGUGGGAACGAAGGCGCCAAACACAGGGAAAUUGAUAUUACCCAUGGAGGAUGGAAAGGCUUGCGUGCUCGUAUUUUUGAGGUGCUGUGGAUGUGCUUUUGCAGAAAAGACCUUCAUCGAACUCCGUCGCUUAGCCAAUAAACACCAAAACUUACAUUUCAUCGCCAUAUCUCACAACUCCAAGGAAGCAACGGAUAAAUGGGUGCAGCAGGUUGGGGGAGCAUGGUCAGUUCAAGUAGUCGUCGAUGAAGAUCGGGAAAUCUAUGCCAAUUGGGGGUUGGGAGUAAGCACGACGUGGCAUUUGCUGAAUCCAUGGACCGAGAUUGCACGACAGAAACUGGGGAAACAGGAGGGGAAUUGGGGAAGAGAGGUUGAUCCGAGUGGGAAUCGAUGGGUGGUGGGUGGAAGCUGGGCCACAGAUGAGAUGGGGACCAUUAAAUGGGGUGCUGCGAGUAAGAGUGCUGACGAGAUACCCGAUUUGGUAGAGGCCUGUAAGAGUGUGGGUGUUUCGUGAAAACUUGGAGGGCAUCUAUGAUGUAGGCCAUGAACAUUUGAUCGUGGAGUUAUGGGGCGCAAUUAAUGUCGAGAAAAUUUGGCGACUCGGUUGGUUUGACUUGAAGAGCUCUAUCGGGCGGGAAUACGAGGAAAUAGAGUGAUGAUCCUACAGGUUACGAGUAACGAGGUAUUUUGCCUUGGAUUGGAUCGAGAAUGGAUUGUUUAACGCAGGUCCAAUGUUUCACAAUAUGCACAAUCUACAUUCAGGUCACCAACGAGUUGUUAGCCAGUCGGUUGCUCGCCAGUUCGGACAGUUCGGAAACGAAGGACUUGUCUGUAGAAGACGCGUCAAAUAUGUUUUUUUUUCUUUCAUUUAGGACAAUGAGACCUAGAAGAAUAUUCCCGUCCAUAGGUAUAUCGUAGAAACGAGAUAGAUAUUACCCUCAGCACUAAUAAAAUGACGUUGAGAUCUGAAAUUUUCUUUUG